Microtus ochrogaster (prairie vole) is the source of this 2472-nucleotide messenger RNA. RefSeq names its product glycerophosphodiester phosphodiesterase domain containing 1 (gene Gdpd1). Lineage: Eukaryota; Metazoa; Chordata; Mammalia; Rodentia; Cricetidae. The record is from RefSeq and is a predicted model, not a curated record. The transcript has 9 exons. Gene Ontology annotation, molecular function: phosphatidylcholine lysophospholipase A1 activity; phosphoric diester hydrolase activity. The coding region runs from base 87 to 1085 and encodes 332 amino acids. Gene Ontology annotation, biological process: N-acylethanolamine metabolic process; glycerophospholipid catabolic process. Gene Ontology annotation, cellular component: endoplasmic reticulum membrane.
GCGACCUCGAGCAGCCGCCGGCGCCGCAGCCGUUGCCACCGCCGCAGCGCAGUGGGGUUCAGAGGCCCAGAAGGUGGUGACCGAGGAUGUCGUCCACCGCGGCGUUUUGCCUUCUCUCUACCCUCGGAGGGUAUUUGGUCACAUCGUUCUUGUUGCUUAAAUACCCAGCGUUGUUGCACCAGAGAAAGAAGCAGCGAUUCCUCAGUAGGCACAUCUCUCACCGCGGAGGUGCUGGAGAAAACCUGGAGAACACAAUGGCCGCCUUCCAGCAUGCAGUUACCAUUGGAACUGAUAUGUUGGAACUGGACUGCCAUAUCACAAAAGAUGAACAAGUUGUAGUGUCGCAUGAUGCAAAUCUGAAGAGGUCAACUGGGAUCAAUGUAAAUGUCUCUGACCUCAAAUACUGUGAGCUCCCACCCUACCUUUGCAAACUGGAUGUCCCCUUUCAGAGAGCAUGCAAGUGUGAAGGAAAAGAUAACCGCAUUCCACUGCUAAAGGAGGUGUUUGAGGCCUUUCCUGAGACUCCCAUUAACAUCGACAUCAAGGUCAACAACAAUGUGCUGAUUAAGAAGGUCUCAGAAUUGGUGAAGCAGUAUAAGAGAGAACACCUAACAGUGUGGGGCAAUGCCAGCUCUGAAAUCGUAGAAAAGUGCUACAAAGAGAACUCAGAUAUUCCUAUACUCUUCAGCCUCCAGCGUGUGCUACUGAUCCUUGGCCUUUUCUUCACCGGCCUCUUGCCCUUUGUGCCCAUUCGAGAACAGUUUUUUGAAAUUCCAAUGCCUUCUAUCAUACUGAACAUUAGGAUUAAACCAGCAGUUGUUAAACUCUACAAACUGACCGAGAAGACAAAGGUUAAUUCUAGUUCUGAAGACGAAGAUGUGCCUGAACCUGCUGUCUUCUUUCCCUCUAGCUUAUUAAUGCGGAAGGCUUUAUUCGACCACCUCACUGCCCGGGGCAUCCAGGUGUAUGUUUGGGUUCUAAAUGAAGAGCAUGAGUACAAAAGAGCCUUUGACUUGGGAGCCACUGGAGUGAUGACAGACUACCCAACAAAGCUCAAGGAUUUCUUAAAUAACUUUUCAGCAUAAAAAGGUCCUCAGCAUUAUUCAAGGGCGACAUGACAUGGAAAGAUCUGAGGAAAGGUGUGUCCGCAGUGUUUCCCUGAGACGUCCCGAGUGGUAGAGAGGGUUAACCAGUCAAGUUUUCAUUACCUCAUUUUAAAGCCUGUGUGAGAAUGUAGAAACUUCCCUAUACUGUAUAUUUUUUUUCAACAAUAUUGCAUAUUUUACAGUGGUAACUUGUUUUGAAAGAUAACUGGCUAUGAGACGUAAGUAGAUCGCUCACAGAUCAAGAUGACUAUGUGAUGAUGCAGUAUUCUAUUGUAAAUCUAAAAUCAAAGACUGAGGCCAAGUUGGGCAUUAGCCGUCACUGAGAAUAAGAUCAACUACAGUAAAAGAAGAUUAUUGAGCUGGGCUUGGUGAUGCACUCAAAUCCCAACACUUGGGAGGCUGAUGAGUUCAAGGCCAGCCUGGGCUACAUAGUGAGCUCCCCUGACUUUAAAUUUUUUCUAUUUAAAAAAAGAAGAAGAAGAAGAAAAUUAUCGACAGCCAUUGGAGCCUCUUUGAAUUGUCCGGUCAUGUUGAGGUGCAUUUAGUAAAGGGAAAUGCAGUGGAAGAAGAGCCUACAGUAGAAGUGUAAUAGUUGACCAGGUGUGUGCUGUCAAUGGAAGGCAAGCCCAAGUAAACAGCUCGCUACUCACGCAGAAAUCGCCUCUGUGGGCUGAAACAGACUUCGCAGUUGCAGUUCUUAAUGGGGACGCUCUGUGUGGGGUCUUUUCGGGUGUUAGACAGUGCUGCUGCGACUAUUUUUUAUGUCUUCAAAAAUAGAUUUUUUUAAUUGUAAAUUAAGAGAAGAUCCAAUUAGUCAUGCUUUUGUGUUUCCUCUAAAGUAAUAGACGAUUCUUAACUUUCGGGCUUGACCUGACUGUUUGAACCUCCACCUGAUUGUGAUAUCACAGUCCUAGUAAAGGUUAAGGCAGUGGGAGUGCAGCCCCGUUGCAGGUGUUUUUAACGUGAGCCGCCUGCUCUCGAUCUUCAGGAGCUCAUCUGCUGAGGAUCAGAAGCCGGCAGGCUUAGCCACGUUAGGCCUCACUUCUGCUGCUUUCUGAUGGGACUUCAUACAGACCUGUUUCUAACCUGUGUGACUGAUUUCCCAUGAUCUCAAAUUGGGAGGUAACUAUAAUAUAGACUAAUAAACGUCUUUUGCCUAAAUUAUGUCUCUCGUGUGGGGUUUGCCACAGGUAGCUUUGAAGGAUGGCCUUACUCUCCCAUCCGUUGCUUUGUUGUUUAAACUGUAAUAAAGUUUUCCAAGAAUAAAACGAGGGUCUUGAUUUUUUUUUUACAUUUGUAAUUCCAGUGUGUUUUGUAUAAUUUUUCAGUUAAUGAGGUAAUUAAGGAAUAAAUGAGUAAGCCGGGG